AUGAACAGGGAGGUGCUCCUGAAUGGAUUGAACGUCGGGAUUAUCGCGUCUCUCUUCACGUUUGGGGCCGCUCCUCGCCCCAAUGCACUCGGAGUCAAGGACUACAGUGGGUUCAAGGCUCUUGGAUUAUGUCCAAGCACCGAAAACUGCGUCAGUACAGCUGAGGAGGCCAAUGACAUAGCACACUUCAUUCCUCCAUGGACUUUCAAUUCCGAGGAGUCCAAGCGCAAAGGACUCAAGAAGACUCAAGCUGAGGCAAUGGAGGAGCUUGCCAGUGUGGUGUCCAGUCUCAAGCCUGACAAUUUUGAGCCUCGAAUUGUGAAACAGACAGAUAGCUACUUAUAUGCGGAGUACCAAAGCCCAACGUUCGGGUUUAUUGAUGAUGUGGAAUUCUUCUUCCCUGGCAAUGACAGAGUGGAAUACAGAUCUGCAUCCCGCAUUGGAGAGAGUGAUGGCAAGGUCAACAGGAAGCGCAUCAAGGCACUUCGACAGGCUCUAGAAAAGAAGGGCUGGGAGUCAGUUGGAUUCUAG
Molecule: messenger RNA, 531 nt
Organism: Coccomyxa subellipsoidea C-169
Lineage: Eukaryota; Viridiplantae; Chlorophyta; Trebouxiophyceae; Coccomyxaceae
Exons: 5
Coding region: 1-531 (176 amino acids)
Source: RefSeq, a predicted model, not a curated record